AUGGAGACCGUCGCGCUGUUCUCAGUUGCAUGCAAGGUCGCCAUGUGCUUCGAGGUGGCGGUCUACCCUCGGUAUAUAAAUAGGAGCGUUUGGGGUGUAGGUCGGUUACUCCUUCGUCUGUCUCUCCCUCGAUCCAGCAGUGCACCACCACACUGCACAACAAUGACUAACAAUUCUGGUUCAGCAAACGCUAUCCCCUUUAACCCACAACUAUGUACUCUGUCCAGAGAGACCAAUGAGCUGGUUUCCUCGUUUAAGUACCAGAACACGGUCAUUGACACAGACCCAUCAACAGGCGCUGUUCGCGGGCUGUCCCCCCGCGAGAUUAAUUACAACUUUAAAGUGGAUCUCAGUGUCCCAGAGAAAGUUGGUGUCUUGUUAGUAGGGUUUGGCGGGAAUAACGGGUCCACUCUCUUAGCUUCUAUUUUGGCUAAUAGACAGAAAAUGGUGUUCAAUAACAAGGAGGGGCCUCAAAGGGCCAAUUUUUUCGGUUCAAUGACACAGUCGUCCACUAUGAAAUUGGGGGUCGAUGUGAAGGGGAAUGACGUGUUUGUCCCAUUUAAUUCCGUGCUACCCAUGGCGGACCCAACGGAGUUCGUGGUUGAUGGGUGGGAUAUCAAUAAUGCUAACUUGUUCGAAGCAAUGCAGAGGGGGCAUGUACUGGAGUAUGACCUUCAAAUGAAAUUGAAAAGUCAGAUGGAAAAUAUCGUGCCCAUGAAAUCAGUUUACUACCCUGAUUUCAUCGCUUUGAACCAAUUCGAUAGAGCUAAUAACUGUAUUAAUGCGACACAGGGCGGGGAAGGGUUCUCCACUGCACAGAAGAGAAAAGAUUUGGAACAGAUUAGGAAAGAUAUUCGUCACUUUAAAGCGACAAACAAGUUGGAUAAAGUGAUUGUGUUGUGGACAGCAAACACGGAAAGAUGUGUCGAUAUCAUCCCCAGUGUUAACGAUUCGGCUGAUUCCCUUUUGAAGGCUAUUGAGGAUAACCACGAGGAGAUCGCUCCAUCAACCAUCUUUGCAGCGGCUUCGAUCUUGGAAGGUGUCCCCUACAUUAAUGGAUCCCCGCAGAACACUUUUGUGCCAGGUUUGAUCGAUCUGGCGGAGAGACACGACGUGUUGAUUGCAGGUGACGAUUUCAAGUCUGGUCAGACAAAAUUGAAGUCUGUUCUGAUGCAGUUCUUGGUCGAUGCGGGGAUCAAGCCCGUCUCCAUCGCGUCGUACAACCAUUUGGGGAACAACGACGGAAAGAACUUGUCCUCGCAGAGACAAUUCCGGUCGAAGGAGAUCUCCAAGAGCUCAGUCAUUGACGACUGUAUCCAGUCAAACAAAAUCCUGUACAACGAUCACAAGGAUAAGAGUAAAGUCAACCACUGUAUCGUCAUCAAGUAUCUCCCAGCUGUCGGUGACUCCAAAGUCGCCAUGGACGAGUACUACAGCGAACUGAUGUUGGGUGGGCACAACAGAAUCUCCAUCCAUAACGUGUGUGAGGACUCGCUCUUGGCGGCACCUUUGAUCAUCGACUUGCUCGUGAUGACAGAAUUUUUUUCAAGGAUCAAGUACCAGAAAAUCGAGGACGGUGCCCCACCAAGUGACAAGUUCAGUGACUUCUAUCCAAUCUUGACCUUCUUGAGUUACUGGCUGAAGGCGCCACUGACAAGAAAGGGGUUCCAACCAAUCAACUCUUUGAACAGACAGAGACUUGCCUUGGAAAACUUUCUAAGAUUACUCAUUGGGUUGCCCCCAAACGACGAGUUGAGAUUCGAGGAAAGACUCGUUUAG
Huiozyma naganishii CBS 8797 is the source of this 1779-nucleotide messenger RNA. It is a transcript of the gene INO1, whose product is annotated as inositol-3-phosphate synthase INO1. The coding region runs from base 1 to 1779 and encodes 592 amino acids. Gene Ontology annotation, molecular function: inositol-3-phosphate synthase activity. NCBI's taxonomy places the organism in Eukaryota, Fungi, Ascomycota, Saccharomycetes, Saccharomycetales, Saccharomycetaceae. The transcript has a single exon. Gene Ontology annotation, biological process: inositol biosynthetic process; phospholipid biosynthetic process. The record is from RefSeq and is a predicted model, not a curated record. Gene Ontology annotation, cellular component: cytoplasm.